Rubroshorea leprosula is the source of this 415-nucleotide messenger RNA. NCBI's taxonomy places the organism in Eukaryota, Viridiplantae, Streptophyta, Magnoliopsida, Malvales, Dipterocarpaceae. The record is from the annotation of a GenBank genome assembly.
ACCCAAAAUAAAUCAGAGUGAUUCACGAUGCAAAAUGACUUCAUAAACAUGUUACUCAAGUGAAAAAAGUGAAAUCCAGAAGAAUAAACUGGAUUUGUCUUCAAUCUCAAAAACUGGCAGGACGACCAUCUGCCAUGGUUAUAGUAUUAGUACUGGCAACCCUCUUCGUUUCUCGUAGAGAAUCGCUAUUGAGGCACAUGUGCCUUGGAUACAAUCUCUUCUUGCUUCUAGCGCCACACACCUAAGUAAAGCACCUGAAUUAACAAUAAAGAACCCCCUAACUGUUCAAUUACUACUAGCCUAUUGGAUAACAAAUCCCCAAAGCAAAGCACACGCUGGCAUCCAAGUCUGGAACUUGAGUUAAAUACAGUCUCUAGCAACACAGCAUAGAGCACAGUAAAGUCAUCAUAGAGUG